This is a messenger RNA of Caenorhabditis angaria, 670 nucleotides long. The record is from the annotation of a GenBank genome assembly. Lineage: Eukaryota; Metazoa; Nematoda; Chromadorea; Rhabditida; Rhabditidae.
UGGAAUUUGAUUUUGAAAAAAUCGAAUCGAAUCGGAUCCGAAUUGACUCGAUUCGAAUCGGUUCGAAUCGACUCGAACCGAUUCGAACCGAUUCGAGUCGAUUCGAACCGAUUCGAACCGAUUCGAGUCGAUUCGAACCGAUUCGAGUCGAUUCGAGUCGAUUAGAAUCGGAUCGAAUCAAGCGGGUAGCUAACAAGAGUCAAGCGGGUAGCUAACAAAAAUUUUCGAAUCGGUUAGAAUCGACUCGAAUCGGUUCGAAUCGACUCGAAUCGGUUCGAAUCGACUCGAAUCGACUCGAAUCGGUUCGAAUCGGUUCGAAUCGACUCGAAUCGGAUCGAAUCAAGCGGGUAGCUAACAAGAGUCAAGCGGGUAGCUAACAAAAAUUUUUCGAAUCGACUCGAAUCGGUUCGAAUCGGUGCGAAUCGGUUCGAAUCGACUCGAAUCGGUUCGAAUCGACUCGAAUCGGUUCGAAUCGACUCGAAUCGGUUCGAAUCGACUCGAAUCGGUUCGAAUCGACUCGAAUCGGUUCGAAUCGACUCGAAUCGGUUCGAAUCGACUCGAAUCGGUUCGAAUCGACUCGAAUCGACUCGAAUCGGUUCGAAUCGGUUCGAAUCGACUCGAAUCGGAUCGAAUCAAGCGGGUAGCUAACAAGAGUCAAGCGGGUAGCUAA